Linum trigynum is the source of this 3472-nucleotide messenger RNA. NCBI's taxonomy places the organism in Eukaryota, Viridiplantae, Streptophyta, Magnoliopsida, Malpighiales, Linaceae. The record is from the annotation of a GenBank genome assembly.
AUUUAAUCAAAGAAGGGAAAAUUCGGAAGAGAAAUACCGCGAGAGAGAGACGGUCCGAAAAUUUCCCAGCAAAAUCAAACCCUAAAAACCACUUCACAUAGCACAAGACAGGCGGGAAUUCAAUUUCCGAUCGCUUCGCCCAAACUUCGAUUACAUUCUGCGCUGUUACAGCCUUACAGGUUCGCUCUAUCGCCAUUUUUGUGCUUCAUAGCUUUUCAUUUUUCCUCUUCUAAGCGAGAAUUGCUCAGUUUCCCGUUGGUUCCCUCUGGAUUCAUCGUCUGGUUGGUUGCCGGGAUAUUAUUUCCAUUUCCGUCUAUGCAACACUUGUACACAGGGAAACGUAGUUGUAGCAUCAGUGCCUUUUCAGCUGGUUCCAGGAUUUUCAUUUCGUUUUUGCUUCGUUUUCUGAACGAAGUUAAUCGCUCUUGCGACCGAUUGAAGUUUUUUUCUGGUCGCUAAGUAGCUGUUCGCGAGCUUGCCGACGGAUGAUUACGCCUUACUGGCUUAGUCGAUGUAAUAGCAGUACGGCAUGAGACUGUUUCAGAUAGCCAGUUCUUGAAUUAUUAGUAGUCAUAUAGGAAUCAGAAUCAUAGAAAUAGACAUGCGAUAGAUAGCAGUCGUCCUUCUCCUCUUGUUUUUGAAGUUCGGGUGCUGCGGAAUUUAAUUGAUUGGUUGGGGUUAUUUACUCUCUCAGCUCUCUGGUGCCAGGCAUCAUGGAUCCUAAGGUGCAGUCUUCACCACCUGAUACCGAAGACGAAAAAGCGACUUUUCGUAAGUCAUCCAAUGAUGUGGCUAGCAGGAAGUAUCGUCGGCAUUUGAUUGAUAUUAAGUCAUCGGGAGAUCCUGAGAGCCCCAGAAAUGAUCGCGCCUCCAGUCCAAUAUUUACUAGGGGUGAGCCUGGUAAAGUUUCUGAACAUCGAGAAAGUAGAAAGGAUGAAGGGAGAAAAUAUGACAGGGAUCAGCGUGUAAAAUCUGGAGAUGCUGAUUCCCGCUCCUCUAAGAAUCCACAUCCUAACUCAAGGCAUGAUGACUAUGGCAGACGCGAUGAAGACAGACGUAGUAAGCCUUCUUACCUUGAUAGGGAUUCUAGGGGUACUUCUCGCUCGGAUCGUAUGAGAGAAGAAAGUGAUAAUGGUAGGUCACGUGAUUACAGAAGGUAUUCUGACAAAUAUUCUCGUGAUAGAGACACUCAGAGAAGUAAGGAUAAAGAGUCAUAUCCUGUACCCGACCGGAAACAAACUAAUUCAACUUCAGAGGACAAAGACUUUCACCGCCACAGGAAUGUCAGAGAUAAUCGAGAUGGGGAAAGGAAUUAUGGGAGAAGCUCUGAAUACGGAAAUGAGCGCACAGAUUAUCGUGGUGGAUCUAGAGGACGUGUUAAAGAGUCCCUUCUUUCUAGGAAGGAUGAUGAUAAAUAUCGCGCUAGAGAAUUUCAGAAAGGCAAUCCCAAUGAAGUUGAUGACUGGAGGGAAAAGAAGAAACGUGAUGGUUCUGAACCUGAUAGAGGCGAUGAUGCUUACUCAAGAGCAUCAGGACAGAAUGAAGACAAAUCUCUUUCCAUGACUGAAUCCCAGCAAUCCGAGGCCAAACGAAUGAAGCUCUUCAGUUCAGAUAAGGCCGUUCAUCCUAGUGGAGAUGGUGAAAAGCAGUCCUUGAGCCCUAAGCAGGUGGCAGCAGCUGGUACCGGAAGUAUUUCGGAGGCUACUAAUGACCUGAAUGCAGCCAAGGUUGCUGCCAUGAAAGCUGCUGAACUAGUCAAUCAGAACCUUGUUGGCGGGAGCUUCAUGUCUACUGAUCAGAAGAAGAAAUUGCUGUGGGGGAACAAGAAGAGCACCACCACCUCAGAAGAGAAGAGGUGGGACACCUCAAUGUUUGGCGAUCGUGAAAGACAAGAAAAGUUCAACAAACUCAUGGGUGUGAAGGGGGAUGCAAGGGGAGAAUCCCAGACCAACAACAACCAAGAGGGUCUCCAGGCCGAAAAGCAGGAGCAGCUCCAGAUGGAGUUAGAGAAGCAGUACACAGCUGGACUUCGUCGACGAGAUGGCCGCACUGUCGGAUUAGGACUCUGAUGAGCGACUGUGUCCUGUUACCGACACGGACAGAAGUUCUUCUUCUUGGUAUGUUGUCACACGUUUGUUCAUCUAUUCGUGCUUUGAACUAUAAAAAACGUCGAGAACUCUUUCGUCUUUGAAAUUUGAGCCGCAUUUAGUUUCCAUCCUUGACGUAGGGAACUUAAUUAGAUGUGUAAGCCUAAUGUUCCUCAACUUCACUUCAUGUCCAAGCUUACAGUUCCUCUUUUUCGUUAUUUUCAUUCUGAACCCCAAUUUCAACGAGAUGUCUGUAGCAUCAAGGAAUGAAACCACAUGCUUUAAAUUCUUGCUUUGCUUGCAGCUAGCUUGGUUAGUAAGGUCAUAUCUACACUACGAAUACUUGCUUCUUUCUUCGUGUAUAUCAUUGUCAUUACAACACUGUAGAUUGCAUACAAAUCUACUAUAGAUUGCACCCAUCUACCCUGAAAAUUGGUCAUGAUUCAUGAAUGGGAACAAGGUUUGAAUUGAAGUUUGGCUUUUGAACCAACAUUGCUGUUGGCGCCGUAGAAGGUAAGGCGAUUAAAAUACUACCGUCGGUUUCCCUUUUUUCUUCUUUUGGGGGACCUCGUGUGUUGCUGUUGCUGACCGAAAAAUGAUAAGCUACGUAGCUGUCAAUCAUGUCGGCUGAUGUUUGUCUCUCCCCGCUAACGGCUAGUCGGCGUAGAGAGAGAGAGAGGGAUAGAAUACUAGUAUUCCUAACGUUCACCCACCACCAUUUUAAAUUUUCAUCCUCCCCCCACCUUCUUGAAUCCUAAUGCUCAUUUCGGUUAGGGCGUCCUACCACGAUGAUCAUGUGUGCACAAUUGUGGAUCGUUGCAGGACGUCCUAACUCAAGUAGCGCCUAUAAAUGUAGUAAUAUUUGUUACUGUGUGUGUCCAGUAGUUGUGAAACUCUCGACUUCAUUGAUGAAAGGUGUAUCUGCUUAAUGAAUAGGUCACAUGGAUUUUCUUGUGCGAUCCACGACUACUAUUAGCGAGAUAGGACCUCGGGGGUUGUAGCUUGAUGAUGGUUUUCAAGUUCGUAACGAUCAAAUGAUUUGGUACAUAUUGGAUAUGAUAUUCAAGUAGAUUUGGUAUUGAAGUUACGAAUUUUCGUAGCGUUAGAAGAAUGAGAUUGAAUUUAAUCCGAUGUAUGUCACCGCCUUGGUUUGAUGUAUUAGGUGAUGCUAGAAAGCAACGGCUGUGGUUGGAAAAGACGAAGGAGGGCGGAGGAGUCAUUGUCCAUGGCCCUAGUGGCCAACAACUAUAAAAUUUAAAAUCUUGUGGAUCUUGCUAAUCGAGCCCAUGCAACAUUUGUAGUGGACUUCUCUUUUUUAUGACCAAUGUCUAAGUUUUUAUUAUUAUUUAAAUCGAUUUUUCGUUUAAUAUAUUUUUUUAAUAAUU